AUGGCCCGUGGUCUUGUCUCUCUUUGUGUUGGCGCCUUGUUGGCUGCCUUGAACCCCGUUGCGGGAGCUUCAACCGCUGCACUGCCCGCCGACCUUGUUUUUCGAAAUGGAAGCAUCUACACCAUGGGGUCUUGUGAUACCCCGGUAUCGGCAUUAGCUAUCCAUGGCGGCAAGAUCACUUAUGUCGGAGCUGAAAACAAGAUCAAGAACUAUAUUGGAAAGAAGACCAAGGUUGUAGAUCUUGAAGGUCGUAUGGCUAUGCCUGGACUGGUUGAUUCCCACAUGCAUCUCCUUUCUGGCGGUCUCUUCCUUCUUAAAUGCGACCUUAGCUACCAGACUCUGCCCAUCGAGGAUGUCAUCAAGCACAUUCAAGGAUGCCUUGAUGGUGAGACCGACAAGACCGACGACGACUGGCUUGAAGUUGUCAACAUGGACUACGCCGGUCUCGUUGAUAAGAGUGGCACCGUGGGCAAGGCUCAGCUCGACAAGCUCAACACCAAGCGCCCCAUCAUAGUCCGCUCCAGCGACUACCACACCGUCAUCGCCAACUCACGAGCGCUGGACCUUUCCAAGAUCGAUGCCAGCACCAAGGAUCCCUCUAAUGGCAAGAUCGUCCGCCUUCCUGGCAGCAACGAGCCAUCUGGUGUCCUUCAGGAUGAUGCAUACAACCUCCUGGUCGGACCACCUCCCGCCACAGAGGAGGAGAAUCUUGAAGCUGGCCGUGCUGCUCUCAAGCUCCUGCGUGAGGCCGGCAUCACCACCUUCCAAGAUGCCGCCGCAACCAAGGAGCAUCACACGGUAUUCAGUGCCCUCAAGAAGGAGGGAAACCUCACAUCGCGGGCCUACUUUGACUGGCGAAUUGAGGCCCCAAAGACUCUCGACGAUGUGCCCGCUCUUGUGAAAGAAGUUGUGGCUCUCUUCAAGGAAUACCACGACUCUACCACCAUCGGACCCAAGCCCACCACCAAAUGGCAGGCUGUCAAGGCCUUCAUUGACGGUGUCAUUACUUAUCCCGCCAACACUGCUGCUCUCAUCGAGCCAUACUUGCUUCCUGUCAACGGAUCAGACGACAAGUGGGCACCUGAUCCGGAUUCGCUAAACGACCCAUAUUGGAAGCCUGAGAUUCUCACCAAGACCCUUGAGCUUCUGUUCUUGGCAGGCAUUGACGCCCAAUUGCACGUUGACGGUGAUCUUGCAGUUCGAAUUGGUCUCAAUGCGGCUGAGUCGUUCCGCAAGAAGUAUCCGCGAAAGAGCUUCAAGCUGGGUCUCGCUCACGACGAGCUCUCCCAUGAGAAGGAUUGGCCAAGAUUUGCCAAGCUCGGUGUUGACCCGAUCGUCAGCUACCAAUGGGCGCAGCUUGCGUCUUCCUACAUUCCCGACACGUUCAAGUCAAUUGGUGAUGAUCGACUUGACAACCUGCAAGCCUGGGCUCAAUUCGAGAAGGGCGGACGACCUCUUGUGUAUGGAAGCGACUGGCCAAUUGAUCCCCUCGACGAAUUCCUUGCUCUCAAGGUGGCCGUGACUCGAUCGGGAGACACAGAAAACCCCAACUCGCCCGCCAGCCAAGGACCACCUUUUGUGGGCGUCUUCCCAGCAGGCGAGGGCAUUUCUCGCAAGUCUGCACUUCACUCAAUCACCAUCAACGGCGCCCGCUUCCUGCGGGCCGAUAAGCAAAUCGGCUCGCUCGAGACCGGCAAGCUGGCGGAUAUCAUCGUUCUCGAAAAGAACUUCUUCAAGGUUUCCGACGAAGAGCUUGGCCGACAGCGCGUUCUGCUCACAAUGGUCGGUGGAGAGGUUCUUUAUGUGGCUGACGGACAAGACUUUGGAGUCAAGGCCAAGUUCCCCAAUGACGACAAGACCAGCACAAAGCUUGCCCGCCGCACCAUCGGAGGCUUCGCCGCCAAGUCACUCUCGGAUGAGGGCAAGGCUAAUGCAGCAAAGCUGAGGAAGAGGGGGGCCUGCGUGCACAAGCACUGA
Molecule: messenger RNA, 1977 nt
Organism: Fusarium keratoplasticum
Lineage: Eukaryota; Fungi; Ascomycota; Sordariomycetes; Hypocreales; Nectriaceae
Product: Amidohydro-3 domain-containing protein
Exons: 2
Coding region: 1-1977 (658 amino acids)
Molecular function (GO): hydrolase activity, acting on carbon-nitrogen (but not peptide) bonds
Source: RefSeq, a predicted model, not a curated record